GCGUUUCGGGUUACUGUGACGGGACAGGCUCUCCCAAAAAAGCAGCCAGAGUCCGUGACACGUGUGGAGUUGUUCACCAGGGCGAAUCCGUGAGACACAGUGGUCUGUCUCUCUGCCUUUCCGAAUCAACAUGGGACGAGGGUUUGGUCGUGAGGGCAGCGCCAAUGCUGCAGAGAAGGGGGGGAAGAGGAAGAAGAAAGAGAAGGAUUUAGAUGAACUAAAAAAAGAAGUGUCGAUGGAUGACCACAAGGUGACGCUAGCGGAGUUAAGUGAGCGUUACGGAGUGGACCUUUCCAAGGGCCUGACGAACAGGCAGGCGCUGGAGAUCCUGGCUCGGGACGGGCCCAACGCGCUCACACCGCCCCCCACCACGCCGGAGUGGGUGAAGUUCUGCCGCCAGCUGUUCGGCGGGUUCUCCAUCCUGCUCUGGAUCGGCGCCAUCCUCUGCUUCCUGGCCUACAGCAUCCAGGCUGCCACUGAGGACGAGCCCGCCAACGACAACCUGUACCUGGGCGUGGUCUUGGCCACCGUGGUCAUCAUCACCGGCUGCUUCUCAUACUACCAAGAAGCCAAGAGCUCCAGGAUCAUGGACUCCUUCAAGAACAUGGUUCCUCAGCAAGCGCUGGUGAUCCGGGAAGGGGAGAAGCUGCAGAUUAAUGCUGAGAACGUGGUGCUGGGAGACCUGGUGGAGAUUAAGGGAGGGGACAGAGUCCCGGCAGACCUGAGGGUCGUCUCCUCCAACGGCUGCAAGGUGGAUAACUCAUCCCUGACAGGGGAGUCUGAGCCUCAGACUCGCUCUCCAGAGUUCACCCACGAGAACCCACUGGAGACACGCAACAUCUGCUUCUUCUCCACAAACUGUGUCGAAGGCACCGCUCAUGGUGUGGUUAUCGCCACAGGUGACAACACGGUGAUGGGUCGCAUCGCCACCCUGGCGUCGGGCCUGGAGGUGGGGCAGACGCCCAUCAACAGGGAGAUCGAGCACUUCAUCCAACUGAUCACGGGUGUGGCCGUCUUCCUGGGCGUGUCCUUCUUCAUCCUGUCCCUCGUCCUGGGCUACACCUGGCUGGAGGCCGUCAUCUUCCUCAUCGGGAUCAUCGUCGCCAACGUCCCCGAGGGGCUGCUGGCCACCGUCACGGUGUGUCUAACGCUCACGGCCAAGCGCAUGGCCAAGAAGAACUGCCUGGUGAAGAACCUGGAGGCCGUGGAGACGCUGGGCUCCACCUCCACCAUCUGCUCCGACAAGACCGGGACCCUGACCCAGAACCGCAUGACCGUGGCCCACAUGUGGUUCGACAACCAGAUCCACGAGGCCGACACCACGGAGGACCAAUCAGGCUCCACCUUUGAUAAAACCUCGAUGACAUGGACAGCUCUGUCUCGAGUGGCUGCUCUCUGCAACCGAGCCGUAUUUAAGCCCGGCCAGGACCACACCCCCAUUCUAAAGAGAGACACAGCAGGGGAUGCAUCAGAGUCUGCUCUUCUGAAGUGCAUUGAGCUCUCCUGCGGCUGCGUCCGCACCAUGAGAGACAAAAACACCAAAGUGGCAGAGAUCCCCUUCAACUCCAUCAACAAGUACCAGUUGUCCAUCCACGAGGCUGAGGACACCCCCAGUGGUCACCUGCUGGUCAUGAAAGGCGCCCCGGAGAGAAUCCUGGACAGAUGCAGUACGAUCAUGAUGCAUGGGAAGGAGAUUCCCAUGAACGAUGACUGGAAAGAUGCGUUCCAGAAUGCCUACAUGGAGCUUGGUGGCCUGGGCGAGAGAGUGCUCGGGUUCUGCCACUACAUACUGCCCUCGUCGCAGUUCCCGCGGGGGUUCGAGUUCGACUGCGACGACCCAAACUUCCCCACCGAGCAGCUGUGCUUCCUGGGCCUGAUCUCCAUGAUCGACCCGCCCCGCGCCGCCGUUCCCGACGCCGUCGGGAAAUGUCGGAGCGCCGGGAUCAAGGUGAUCAUGGUGACAGGUGACCACCCGAUCACGGCCAAGGCCAUCGCUAAGGGGGUGGGCAUCAUCUCCGAGGGAAAUGAGACCGUGGAGGACAUCGCCGAGAGACUCAACAUCCCACUGGGCCAAGUCAACCCCCGCGAGGCGAAGGCGUGCGUGGUCCACGGCUCAGACCUGAAGGAGAUGAGCGCGGAGUACCUGGACGACCUGCUGAAGAACCACACGGAGAUCGUCUUCGCCCGCACGUCCCCUCAGCAGAAGCUCAUCAUCGUGGAGGGCUGCCAGCGACAGGGUGCGAUCGUGGCUGUGACAGGAGAUGGCGUGAACGACUCCCCCGCUCUGAAGAAGGCCGAUAUCGGCGUAGCGAUGGGCAUCGCGGGAUCUGACGUCUCCAAGCAGGCCGCAGACAUGAUCCUGCUGGACGACAACUUCGCGUCCAUCGUCACCGGAGUGGAGGAGGGGCGCCUGAUCUUUGACAACCUGAAGAAGUCCAUCGCCUACACGCUGACCAGCAACAUCCCAGAGAUCACGCCCUUCCUCUUCUUCAUCAUCGCCAGCAUCCCCCUGCCCCUGGGCACAGUCACCAUCCUCUGCAUCGACCUGGGAACCGACAUGGUCCCGGCGAUAUCCCUGGCGUACGAGACGGCUGAAAGUGACAUCAUGAAGCGGCAGCCCCGGAACCCGCACACCGACAAACUGGUGAACGAGAGGCUCAUCAGCAUGGCCUACGGACAGAUCGGUAUGAUCCAGGCUCUUGGGGGCUUCUUCACGUAUUUCGUGAUCCUGGCGGAGAACGGCUUCCUGCCCAGCAGGCUGGUGGGCAUCCGGCUGGACUGGGACGACCGCAACAAGAACGACCUGGAGGACAGCUACGGCCAGCAGUGGACGUAUGAACAGAGGAAGAUAGUGGAGUUCACCUGCCACACCUCGUUCUUCGCCAGCAUUGUAGUCGUGCAGUGGGCUGACCUCAUUAUCUGCAAGACUCGACGCAACUCUGUUUUUCAGCAGGGAAUGAAGAAUCGUGUUCUGAUCUUCGGCCUGUUUGCGGAGACUGCCCUCGCUGCCUUCCUGUCCUACUGUCCCGGGAUGGACAUCGCCCUGCGCAUGUACCCCCUAAAAGUGUCCUGGUGGUUCUGCGCAUUCCCGUACAGCAUCCUCAUCUUCGUCUACGAUGAGAUUCGAAAAUUCAUCCUGCGCCGCAACCCUGGGGGUUGGGUGGAGAAAGAAACGUACUAUUAGUUGGUGGAGAAUGUGGGCCUUUUGAAUUUUACUGCAUGAAAAUAGAAGAUGUGUAAAUGUCAACAGGAUUUAAUAAUAUUUAAGGAGUUUACACACUGGGCGUAUUCCACUGUGUUGCUUUUAUUUCCUGCCCAUAAUACCUCAUAAAAGUGGUGCAAUAGAUGGUACUGUCACUACACAGAAAGAAGGUCCCGGGUUUAAAUUCUGUGUGGAGUUUGCAUCCCUGCUGUAAAAUCCAGCUAUUACCAGCUUGAAAUUGUCAGCUACCAGCUGUUUUUAAAAAACAUUAGCUUGAGCUGGUCAAACCAUGUUGAGCGUGGAGCUGGUCUGAACUGGUCAACCCGAUACCAGCUGUUUCAAAACCUUUUUUCCAGCAGGGAUGUUCUCCCCAUGUGAGUUUCCUCCCACCUGCAGGUUAGGCUAAUUGGACAGUCUAAAUUUCCCAUAUGUAUGAGUGCAUCAGUGAAUGGUGUGUUUAGGCCCUGCGGUGGAUUGGCAACCUGUCCAGGCUGUAUUCUUGCCCAGUGCAUUCUGGGAUAGGCUCCUGUCCUCCCAUGACCCUGACCCUGACCAGGGACAGGUGGGCUAUACAAUGGGUGGAUGGAACUAUCAUAUUCAUACUCUCUUUUUCAUUUGCUUAAUUCUGAAUCAGAAUACUUUCAAGGAACAUUAUUGUGUGGUCAAAAGGUUUAAAAAAAUGUUUGUUUUUUUUGCGAAACAUUAACUGGACAGAGAAUAUCGCACCUACAGGGAUGAUGAAAAUGAGUGAUUACUGUCAUAUUGAAUAGAAAGUAUGCUAUGCGCCCAUGUACUGUGGCUGAUGUAGACUAUGACAACGACAGAUGCGAAUUAAAGCUUAAAAACACAAAA
Conger conger (European conger) is the source of this 4054-nucleotide messenger RNA. RefSeq names its product ATPase Na+/K+ transporting subunit alpha 2a (gene atp1a2a). Gene Ontology annotation, cellular component: membrane. The transcript has 24 exons. Gene Ontology annotation, biological process: potassium ion import across plasma membrane; proton transmembrane transport; sodium ion export across plasma membrane. NCBI's taxonomy places the organism in Eukaryota, Metazoa, Chordata, Actinopteri, Anguilliformes, Congridae. Gene Ontology annotation, molecular function: ATP binding; ATP hydrolysis activity; P-type sodium:potassium-exchanging transporter activity. The record is from RefSeq and is a predicted model, not a curated record. The coding region runs from base 131 to 3184 and encodes 1017 amino acids.